AUGAUGUUUAUGUUUCUAAGUUUUAUUUCUAUUUCAAUACAAUCAGCAAAUGAUUUUGAAUUUGAAUUAGACAUAAGAUCAUCAUCUGCAAUUUAUAACUUCAAUAACAUUUAUUAAAAUAUCAACAAUUGGAUAAAUUUUAAAAGAAUUAUUUAAGUGAUCAUGAACAGAAUAAAUUAGAAAAUGGAAGGUUGA
This is a messenger RNA of Paramecium sonneborni, 195 nucleotides long. Lineage: Eukaryota; Ciliophora; Oligohymenophorea; Peniculida; Parameciidae. The record is from the annotation of a GenBank genome assembly.